UUUUGACUUCUUCAUUCACAAAGAAGACAAGUUGUCGGAUUCUAGAGCUACCUGUGGAAAAUGCUAGCCCAGCAGUUGCAGGCGCUGGGACUAAAAUAGUUUUAGUUGCAUGUUGCAAGAACAUCUUGUUCAAAGUACGUGCUGAAUUGUUUUUCCCUCGUUGCUGCUCGGUAGAGAACAAGAUUCCCAAUAAAUUUAUUCUCACAGGAUUUUCUACUGUGAUUCACCUUCAUCACACUACGACCCUGGCUGUAUUCUUUUCCUACUCAUCUCGGGUAGGAAAAAGAAAAAAGUACCGCACCAUCGCAAUCAGCAACAGCACCACAUCAGCGAAUUGGGCUGUUCAUUGAUUUUGUUUCCAUAAAUCGUCCUCCAGAAGCAAGAAGUCGAAGUUGCAGAGUUCUUGUAGUCACGUCUUGCUUUACCUACUAAUACUAUACCAACAGCAGUAUCAACAUCAUGCUCUCCUACAUCUGCCGUUCCACCGCUGCCGUCGCGCUGAUCGCCACGGCGACCCCGGGCGCAGUUCGCGGAGCUGACCCAGCGACGCGUCAGGAGCCGCCCGGCUUCCUGGCAAAACGUGUCCGUCAGGCGGAGCCGCUUUCUAUCGAAAUCGAUGAGCAGGGCGGGAAUGCGAAUGCGAACGAACAACGCGACAUGCCUUCUGCGCCGACAACCGGUUUUCUCGCCGACGACGCGUCUUUUGCGGAACAUCAAACCGUGAUGGCCGGAAGCGAGCCGCCUUCGCCGGUGCCGGAUUUGGUUGCCGAAGGGCAGGCUGUGAUCGUGACCGACCGCGGCACCACUGCUGACGACGAGGAGCACUCUUUUGCUUAUCUUCCGGAGCAUCCGACUUCCGACGGCACGAGUGGCUCCGCAGUGUCCUCGUCGUACCUGUUUCUCGACCAUCAGCAGGAGCAGGCGAAGCAGCACGCGAUUCCCCCCUCCGCUCGCGAGGCUCGCAACUAUCGUGGGUGGGCUUGGUGGGAGUACCUCCCGCAGAUCGAUGCUGGGCCAGAUGGCCAGCCGCUGUACGGCCGCGAGGCGUUUUUCGAUUACGAUUCCUAUCCCGAAGGCGUGUUUGUUCCGGCAAUUGAGCAGUCUAAACCCGAAUUCGGGUUCAAGUACGCGUACAAGUGCUACGGCGGAAUUCCCGUGUUCGGUGGCAACGACGACGGUCGGUGGUUGGAAAACUGUGCAGUGUGUAACGCUGGUUACAUUCUUGGGAAUCGAGAACUCGAGCCCGCGAAGGGCUUUGAUGCACAAGCCCGGUGCUUUCCUUUGCAUCAGGAGCAGUGGGUUUCGUACUUUCCCAAGCCGGAACUUUUGCAAGGUCAGGGCUACACUCGGGGGAACAAAAAACUUCAGUGCCCGUUGGGGCUAACGCCCGGCAGGCUCGUUGGCGAUCGUCCGACCGUCUACGAAAAUGGUUUACGGGCGCAACCUCCUCAGAAGCAGGCGCCCGCCGCCCUGCUUAUUCCUAUCCCGCCUCAUGAUGGGACCGUUCCGUCUAUCCACGCUAAAUUUAUUCCCGUACACGAACACAUGCAGUCUCUGCAUGACAAAACUUGCCUCUCAUCCUGGUCAACAUGAAAAGCGUUUAAUUUGCCGAAAUUGGUAAUGCAUUUCGUGUUACAUGUACCUACGGGAAAUUUCUAGUGCAUAGCGUCGAUCCUCAAGGAUGUCGUUUGCUACGACAAAAACGUUCCGGAGUACAAGGAACUGUUCAAGCUUGCGGGGGAAGACCGGUCUCCGUCUCCGGGGAACGGGUAUCCUGAGUAAAAACGUACCCACACCAGAGUCAGGAUGGGGAUUUUGCAACACAAACCUAGGAGUUUUGUGAGUCACGCAUGACAAGUUGCACUCUGCAGCGUAGUGCAGGUUAGCAAGUGCAGCCGCAUCACAGAUUCAUCGGCUCAUCCUGUUCACAGCAUCACAAAUUCCAAAACACGACUGGAAAUGGCUCUCAUGGUGAUGCGCAUUACAAGUCUUCCUGUCUUUGCAAAUCUGCGUUACAACUCUGGCGUGGGUACGUUUUUACUCAGGAUAACGGGAACCAGAUGAACAUCCCUCCGGGGAACGGGAACCAGAACAUCAACUUCGACACUCCUGCUCCGGCACAACACGCACCCAAAAAACAACCCCAAAAACAAGGCUCUGGCCCUGAUGUGAAAGUCAAGGCCAAAUCAGCGUGCUGCUAGUAGCGCGAGCAACAGCUGCGGCGCAACAAGACGGAACUCAUUUCCAGCUUGUAUGUCGGAGUAUCUUGUUUUCCCGGGGAGGAUCCGAGUUGAACGGUAAAAAAUGAUGACGACGUGAUGUGUCCUCAAAUUUGAUGCAUUGUCGAGGCGGAGAAGUAUAAGUGAGCAGUUUUGGCCUGUUUAACCAUACAGGUAUUACUUCUGUCGUCAUAAUCUUUGAUGAAAUGACAUCGAUGCUCGUUUAAGUUUUGUCUCUAACUAUUCAUCGUUGAAAUGCUGAAAAAAAUCGUUUUUGUAUUUCUCAACUGAAAGUACGCUACGCCUACGUGAAUAUAAUCUCUAAGCCUAACCUAAACCUUGUUCAUCUGCCGUGGAUUACAAAGCAUCAACUCCUCGUCACCGUCCAGCGAUGAAGAUGGCCGAUGUGAUGCUGCAAAAUUUCGUUUAAUUUCAACUUUCAUUAGGUUCUGGUCUAGGUAGGUUUGUUUUAAGUAUAUAACUCACUGAUGUAUUAUUGCAAGAAAUAAUCAAUAUGUUAAGCAGGAGUGACUCAACACAAAAUUUCAAAUGGCUCACCAAUUCUCAUCUUCCAAGGCUCAUUGUGACGAAUUCCAAGUAAGUGAAGGGAUGUCCAUCGCUCCGACCUAUGCGAUGACGACGUUGUGGAUCAAGAACAUGCGAAACCUUUAUUUUCGUGAGUCAGAAGUCCCAGUCAU
Molecule: messenger RNA, 2917 nt
Organism: Amoebophrya sp. A120
Lineage: Eukaryota; Dinophyceae; Syndiniales; Amoebophryaceae
Source: the annotation of a GenBank genome assembly